Molecule: messenger RNA, 5633 nt
Organism: Xenopus tropicalis (tropical clawed frog)
Lineage: Eukaryota; Metazoa; Chordata; Amphibia; Anura; Pipidae
Gene: pdp1
Product: pyruvate dehydrogenase phosphatase catalytic subunit 1
Exons: 2
Coding region: 141-1826 (561 amino acids)
Cellular component (GO): mitochondrion
Molecular function (GO): [pyruvate dehydrogenase (acetyl-transferring)]-phosphatase activity; protein serine/threonine phosphatase activity; cation binding
Source: RefSeq, a predicted model, not a curated record
CUGCAGGUACACACAACCCCUCGCUUCGCACUCUCUGUCCCCUUUGCUUCUCUCUGUUGUGUCUCUUUCUGUUUCCCGUGUCGGAGUGUCUCCCCCGUGUGUCCUGUCCUGUCCCGCCGGGCGGCGCUGCCGGUUGGUGGAUGUUCGCAUCUUGUUGUGACAGGAAAAUGUGUGUAUGUCCCGGGCCCAGGCGGAUCGGCGUGCCAGGCAGAAGCUGUUCUCCCUCCUUACUGCUCGAUGCAAUGUCAGCUCCAACCCGGUUUCUUUUUCCUCUGAUUAGGAAUUGUGAAUUGGGCAGAAUAUGCAGUUCUGUGUGUUACUGCCACCACAAGCAUCUUUGUUGCUCAUCGAGGCAUUCUUUCUUAAAACUAGGGGCAGAUACGAGGCACGCAUCAGCCUUUCUAAACCCCAGGGAUCGAUGUGCUCAAGUGAGGAGAUACGUAACUACUCCUCAAAGGUUUUAUCUCACCCCACCACAGGUCAACAGUAUCCUGAAGGCCAACGAAUACAGUUUUAAAGUUCCAGAAUUUGAUGGAAAAAAUAUCAGCUCCAUCCUUGGGUUUGACAGCAACCAGCUGCCAGCCAAUGCUCCAAUUGAGGACAGGAGAAGCGCAGCUACAUGCUUGCAGAGCAGAGGGAUGCUGCUUGGUGUGUUUGAUGGACACGCCGGUUGUGCUUGUGCUCAGGCAGUUAGCGAGAGACUCUUCUAUUACAUCGCUGUUUCUCUUCUACCUCAGGAGACACUGCUUGAAAUUGAAAAUGCUGUGGAAAGUGGCCGAGCUUUGUUGCCCAUAUUACAGUGGCACAAGCAUCCAAACGAUUACUUUAGUAAGGAGGCUUCAAAGCUGUAUUUCAAUAGUUUACGGACCUAUUGGCAAGAGUUGAUUGACCUAAAUACAGGGGAGACUACUGACGUCAAGGAAGCACUUAUUAACUCAUUUAAAAGACUUGAUAAUGACCUGUCUUUGGAAGCUCAAGUAGGAGACCCAAACUCAUUUUUAAACUACUGGGUCUUGCGUGUAGCCUUUUCUGGAGCAACUGCCUGCGUGGCUCAUGUGGAUGGGGUGGAUUUGCAUGUUGCCAACACAGGUGACAGUAGGGCACUUCUUGGUGUCCAGGAGGAAGAUGGAUCUUGGUCAGCAGUGACAAUGUCUCACGACCAUAAUGCUCAAAAUGAUUCUGAAGUAUUAAGAUUAAAAUCGGAACACCCGAAGGAGGUUAAGUCUGUUGUGAAACAGGAUCGACUUCUUGGAUUACUGAUGCCGUUCAGAGCUUUUGGUGAUGUCAAGUUUAAAUGGAGCAUUGACCUCCAGAAACGUGUUGUGGAGUCUGGCCCAGAUCAACUCAAUGAUAACGAAUACACGAAAUUUAUCCCUCCUAACUACCACACCCCUCCUUAUUUAACUGCUGAGCCUGAAGUGAUAUAUCACAGGUUACGUCCAAAGGAUAAAUUUCUCAUACUGGCUACUGAUGGUCUUUGGGAAACCAUGCAUAGACAAGACGUGGUACGAAUUGUAGGCGAGUAUCUAACAGGGGUUCAUCACCAGCAGCCUCUAGCUGUUGGAGGGUACAAAGUCACUCUGGGGCAGAUGCAAGGGUUAUUAAUGGAGAGAAGGGCCAGGAUUUCCUCCGUGUUUGAAGAUCAAAAUGCUGCCACCCAUUUAAUACGUCAUGCGGUGGGCAACAAUGAAUUUGGAGCUGUAGACCACGAGCGUUUGUCAAAAAUGCUCAGUCUUCCAGAAGAAUUGGCCCGGAUGUACAGAGACGACAUUACAAUUAUAGUGGUUCAGUUUAACUCGCACGUCAUUGGGGCAAAUAAAGAGUAGUGAUUACACUGUGUGUGGAUUACCUAUAGCUACCAAAGUACAAGGGGUAAAGCAACUUGCUCUCUGAAGGAUAACCUGAUUUCUUUGAAUAAUAUCCCAUGUGCUUCAGUUUGAUCUAUAUACUGCUGCUCACCUCUUAAGAGAUGGAAUACAUGGAUCAAUUAAGAACAUGUUUCAUAACCAACGUAUGCAGUUUUGGGACUUGUUUUCUGAAGUAUUUUGUCCACAUGUUAUCUAUGCAGUUGCAGCACUUAUUUAAUGCUCCUUAUUUAAAGAAAACAUUUUUUUUUUUUUUUUAACUUGUUGGUUAGGGGGUAUCCUUUGAGAAAUGAGGCUAUUGUUUGGCAAUAUGGCAAAAAAAAAAAAAUCAGAACACAAUUUUUUAUGUUUUGUUCUCCUCAUUUUUCUGUGUAUAAAGUAUGUGUCUGCUGCACUGUGUACCUUAAAUAACCGUUAGUGUGAACUCCAUGCUUGCAGAUAAUUGGGGAAAACUCCUUCCCAGUUCCUGCAAAGAAUCCAUGUUCAAAAGUCUGUUUUGUUAUGUUUCCAUAUCGGAAUCCUAUUCAUCUUUCUUGCUUCCUUGCAACUCAAUAUUUCAGGAUGCUGACUAGCACUUAUUUACCUAUAAUUAUCAGCAUGCCUUUCUCAAUUUAAGACUCAAGAAGCAUGAUCUUGAUUGGGAUGUGUCUUCCAGAUUAAAGCACGGCCAUUGAGUGAAGCACUGAAAGGUUAAGAAUGGCCUAGCAUAUCACAUUACAAUGAGGCACUGAUAGUGUCAGGCCAUCGCACUUUGUAUAGGCGGGUUUCUGUUUAAUUGGUGCACUAUGGACUAGUGAAAUAGUGCUUAAACAGUUUCCACAAAAUUAUAAAAAUGUCAUGUUUUACCAUUCACUUAGUUCUGCAUAGAGGCAGGGCUUUGUAAGUUGUUUGUAUGGCUUGUGAACCUGUAGGCUGUACACCACAUAGAACUGGCUGGUUAUCGGUGUCACAGCAGUGUCCCCUGAGGAUCCAGCCAGUAGUAAUGAGCUUUACUAUACAGGGGACUACUCUUUUUAUUGUUUGGACACGUUUUAAGUGCCUUUGUGGCAUUGCCUGUGAACAUCAAACUUUGAAUUAGGGGACUCUAUUUCGAAUCCAAAUACAAGCCACACAUGAUUGCCCUGUGUGAUGAACCCUUUAUCUGUAAACCUGCGGCACUCUGUUACUGAGGGAAGCCAGGGGUUCCUUUUUAAAGAGCCCACUAUCUCUCUCAAGCACUCCUGGUUACAGAGGGAAGGGAAGGGGCAGUAGGUCAGAAAUAAAUGAUCUGCUAGUGGUUUCUAAUGAAAUAAAUAAAAUAUGGAUUUUAUAAUAGAGAAAUGUUUUCAACAUAAGCUCUAUAUAUAUAUAUAUAUAUAUAUAUAUAUAUAUAUAUAUUUAUAUAUUAAAAAAAAAUUAUAUAAUUACAGUAAAGAUCAGUUUGCAAAAUGAACUGCUCCAAUUGAGGGGAAUUGCCAGGUCUGUUAACAUCUCAGGCUAUCAGAUGCCAUGGGGAGAGGGUUAACUUUAUGGAUGUUCAUGCAGACCGAUGGCAGCAGAGCCCACCCUUAUCUAUAAAUACACAUAUUCAUAGAAGGGAUACACAGUAUAUGCUGUGUGCUCAUACAUUACUGUCUAUUUAAAGAGAGCCUGACUGUCAAACAGCUUGUCUACUAGUUUAGGCGCUAGGAAUGUAUGGGACCCAUGGGUUUUCUUUUGAAUUUACUAAAAUACAGCUAAAUAGAUAACCAUCUACCUAAUUUGUUUUGCCAUGAACACAUUUUAGCUGCUGGAUAAGUUGACAUCUGUUGCAAGGGUUGUCUUAUUACAGAGGAACAGUGACUUGGACAACAAUACACUAUAAGCAAAGGCGUUGCGUCUUGCUGUGUAAUAGAGCCCAUACUGGUUGUAAAAGUACCAAUGCUUCCAAGGUAGUGAUAUGUACCAGGGCUGAGUGCUUGCUAUUAUAGAGUACUGGUUUCAGAAGCCAGAAAGUGCAUUCGUAAUGACCAGUUAAUAUGUAGCUGGGAGAACUAAAGGAGAACUAAAGCCUGGGUUGGUAUGCGCCAUGUCAGGUCUACUUCUCUGUAGUCUUGUGACAGGAGCAAUUGUAGUUGUAGAACUGGCAUAAUCACACAUGCUCAGUGUUGGCGAGUGCAGGAAAGGUACCUGAAGUGAUGCCUGCCUACCCUGCUGCACUGCUGGGCUCUCCAGAACAAGUACAGCCAAUGGGCAAGCUUAGGGGGGCCCUCAGUGGUGCAGUUUGGGCUUUGGAGGGGGGAAUGAUUAUUAGGCUUUAAAGCUGCAGUGCAUGUUUGGUGAUUCAGGAAGAAUAAUGUAUUCUAUUAAAGCUGUGUCUAAAUAAGCCUUGCACACACUCACAUGCUUUCCCUUUGGGGAGUAGCUGCAUGUGCUAUCUCUAUUAGCAGAAACAAAGAUGGCUUUUCAUGUAAAGCAUUCGGCAUAAUGUAACUGGAAGCUUGCUGCCUGCCAGCCCUCCUACAGCCAUGUCACAGGCUACAAAUUCCUAAUGUGCACCCCCCACUGUCAUGGCCCUUUCCACCCUGCUAUAUAGGGACAGCAUAGCCCUGUGUUCAGCAUAAAUUUUGUACUUUGUCUCCUUUUGAUUAUGAAAAAUCUGUUUGUGUAAUUUCUUGAGCUAAAAAUGGCAGGCCAAGAAAUUGACACCGACUUCAGUUUGAAACUUCCUGAUUUUUACAGGCACUUGAGGAAGGAAAGGUAGUGUAUCAGAUAACCCCCUGCAUAAUGGACUUGUCACAACAAAGGGGUGAGGCCAAUGUUGAAUUGUUUUAUACACCAGCAGAGAAUGUUCUGCCACCUUCCGCCCCGUGUGUUGGCUCAGCAUGGAAUUCGCCUGUCACUCACAGGCUUCCUUCAGAAAAAUAACCACAUUUAGUAGACAAAACCUGCCCCUUGUGUGCAAUGACAGGCAGUUUCCAUACAAAUCAAUAACUGAACAUGUGGGGGUGGUAGGGAGCCAAAGCAUUGGUUACUCUGCAGGUAGAUAAAAAUGCCACAAAUGACAUUUGCCUUAAGGAUAUGAUUGUUUUAAAGGGGUAGUUCACCUUUGUUUGAUGUUCUGCUACCUAUUAAGUAUGUUAUAGAAUGGCCUGUAGUCCCUGCCUCUUUCCAGCAUUCAAAUAGGGGUCAGUGACCCAGGCAGCCAAAAAAAACUAUUGCUCCCAUAGACUCAUUUUAUCUCCCAGGUCUAAUUCACUAAGCUCCCAUCUGUUUAUAUGUACUAUGCUUCUCUGCACUUUCUCAUAGGCAACCAGUAGUUUUACACUUGUGUAUAUAUAAUUCAGCAAUAUGUAACCAUCAUAUGGUAUCUUAUCUUUUAACCCGAGUGUUGAAGUAUAUGCUUUAUGUUGUUCAUAUAUUAACUUAAUAAAAAAAAAAAGGGGGUCUUAAGCAUGUUUGGUACCUGCAUUACUUUGCUAAUGCCCAUACAGUCCACACACCUUUUGCCCUCCUUUUCCUUGGCACUGCAAUGCCACUAAUACUGGCAGAGAGGGGCUUCAGGGGGCACUCAUUCUCUCUUUUGUGUCCUGUUCACAAUAAGGACUUGAAUUUAGGUCAAUUGGCACAGAGUUAUUCCAACUAACUACACUGCUUAGCCCAACUGAUCUGUUACAGUAUUGACACUUUUCUGUUUAUUGCAUCUGUUAUUACAUGUACUCAAUGUUUAUAUUCUAUAGAGGAAUUUGUAAGUGAAUGCUGUUCGGUAGCGUAUUGCUUGUAUUUUAUUAAAUACCUGAAAAAAUGCAA